AACAACAAAAACCUCCUUUUCAGUUAGAUUUGAUCUCUCCUCUCCUCUCCUUAAUCUAAUCUAAAAACUAGAAUAUUUCGCUUUCAAUCAACCAAACAAACAUAAUAUUCACACACAAAUCUUUGCUCUUCUGUCCCUUUUUUGUUUUUAAUUAACACCCAAAAUCAGAUGGCAACUAUGCAGGCAGCAAGUCCUGCUGUUGUUCUUCCGAGCGCGCAAGUUGUCGGUAAUGCAUUCGUGGAACAGUAUUACCAUAUUCUUCAUCAGUCCCCUGAAUUAGUUCAUAAGUUUUAUCAGGAUUCGAGUAUUUUAAGCCGGCCGGACACUAAUGGCCAAAUGACUUCCGUAACAACAAUGCAAGCAAUUGAUGUGAAGAUUCAGUCCCUUGAUUACAAAAACUAUAAGGCAGAGAUUAAAACCGCAGAUGCACAAGUUUCGCACCUGGGAGGGGUUAUUGUUCUUGUAACUGGAAGCUUAAUUGGGAAAGACAAUAUUGAAAGGAAAUUUGCACAAACGUUCUUCCUUGCUCCACAAGAAAAGGGCUACUUUGUUCAAAAUGAUGUUUUUAGGUAUGUUGACGAAAGUGUACAACUGGAGACUAGUUCUGGAACUGUUGAAAAUAUUGUAGACGGUGCUCCAGCAGAUCAGGCAGUCCCGAAUACAGAGUUGACUCGUGUUUCAGAGAAUUCCACAUAUGAUUCUGCAACUAAUACGUCAGCUAAUGAUCUGAAUAAUGCACCAGAAGUUUGUAACCCUGAUAAUCUUGAAGGGUCAGAAUCGGAUCUUGAGGAAGAAAUUCUGGAUGAACCUGCUCUCGUUAAAAAAAGUUUAAAUGAAACGGUUCCCAUUAAGAAACCAGAAGCCUUUGCAACCCAAGAGGAUAAGAAAUCAUAUGCAUCAAUUUUACGGGUAUUCAAGGCUACCGGAUCAUCUGCUUCUGGUCAUGUUCAAACGAGCAAUUUAAGGUGGGCACCUGCUAAUACUGAUCAACACAAACCUAGGCCUGCAAAGCCUUCCCCAGAACCAGAAACAUCGGUCCCUGUGGUGGUUAAUGAUCCCGAAAGCAGCAAAGUUCAUAAUGAUGCUGAAGGUCACUCGAUAUAUGUACGGAAUUUGCCCAUGAAUGCGACGGUCACACAACUUGAGGAGGAAUUUAAGAAGUUUGGGUCUAUUAAAAGAAAUGGUGUCCAAGUCAGAAGUAAUAAGCAACAGGGAUUUUGUUUUGGAUUUGUGGAAUUCGAGUCGCUGGAUUCCAUGCAUAGUGCUAUAAAGGCACCUUCUCUAACAAUUGGCAAUCGUCAAGUGGUUGUUGAAGAAAAGAGAACUACAACACGAGUUGGUGGAGGAGGUGCUGGUGGAAGAGGACGGUAUUCUUCUAGAAGGGGUAGUGGUUUCAGAGGCCGUGGUGGUUACUUUGGUGGUCGAAGCUUUAGUAGGAACGAGGGAAGAUAUCAAGGCGAGUUUUCCAACCGUUCAAAGGGUUCCACUGGCCGAAAUUCAGAGGUCUAUCAGCGAGUUGACCAGAAUGGUGGUGGCAGACACAACCAUAAACCAAAUAAAGAGACUGAACGGGUAUAAUAAUCACGAGUAAUCAAAGUUUUGACCAUGUCAGAAUUCUGUUUUUUAGCUUACGUUUAUUGUUUCUGUAUAUUCAAUUGGCAAAAAUGUCUUCUUUUUUCGGCCUUUGCCCAUUGGUGUUUGAUUUGGAUCUUGAUAACACCUUUUUUUGGAAAAAAGUAGACAUAUUAUGCAA
Molecule: messenger RNA, 1753 nt
Organism: Erigeron canadensis
Lineage: Eukaryota; Viridiplantae; Streptophyta; Magnoliopsida; Asterales; Asteraceae
Product: nuclear transport factor 2-like
Exons: 9
Coding region: 169-1578 (469 amino acids)
Cellular component (GO): ribonucleoprotein complex; cytosol
Molecular function (GO): mRNA binding
Source: RefSeq, a predicted model, not a curated record